Didymella exigua CBS 183.55 is the source of this 1126-nucleotide messenger RNA. RefSeq lists its product as uncharacterized. NCBI's taxonomy places the organism in Eukaryota, Fungi, Ascomycota, Dothideomycetes, Pleosporales, Didymellaceae. The coding region runs from base 330 to 854 and encodes 174 amino acids. The record is from RefSeq and is a predicted model, not a curated record. The transcript has a single exon.
GCCAGAAGGUGUGGGGCGUCGGCAUCCACCACGACGUGGUGCAGGCGUCGCUGAUCGCGCUUCUGAGCGCCGCUUCUUCGGUAUGGGUCCACGAACAAGAUAGCAUCUGGAGACACUAAUGCAGGAUCCAGUUCCUAUCGAGUAGACCGAGCACCCCGGUUCCCUUCCGCCCCAAGAGGAGUGACACGCUCGAGAUUCCGAGCAGCCCCCUGCGGCAGAGUCAGAGCGCCGAGCAGCAGAAUGGCACUAUUGUGGAUAGUCUGGAGAAGAUGGUUGGGGGCAAGCAGGCGGACGUCAAGAGCGCGGGUGUCUAGCCGUUUGACCAUGCCAUGUUGUCUGCUUCAUUCCGUUUCUGCCUCGCGUUACGAUUGCAUUGGCAUUGGUUGGGUCAGCCCGGUGUUCAAAAGUGCAUAUACACUCUCAGAUCGAGUAUUUUCAUCAUUCAACAAGCUACAGUCUUCCCAGAGCUGCCAACACGUGUAUUCGAUGAGGUUGCACUGUCAUCAAUGGACUGUUUCUGCUACACUGCUAGCCUGAUUCCCAUACCCGCUUCGAAAAGGCAUGUACAGGGGAACCUCGAUGCUGUCGUGCCUGAACACCUCCCUUCUGAGCGCACGAUGAUGUUUCUUUGCACAUCACCGACAAUAUCACGUGGCUAUGGGAAGCGUCGGAUCGUCGAAGAGGCUCUACAUCGGCGGCUUCAACUUCGGAAAUGCCAGGCCUUCGUCUGUGGACAUCAUUCUGAUGAGCUUCAGACGCGCUUCGCAAAUCUCGAAAACUCGAAUCGCAUUGCGCAGGACGAGGCUUGUGCAGGCUUCGCGAAUGAGGAGUUCGCUGGCGUGAACGAUGAAUGAACUCCCACCGUCGUGAGUACUGAGCAUUGGCAGCAACGUCCCGGAUUCAACAGGAGUUAUGUGGAUAAGCUUCGGGAUGUGGUGCGGUUGUAUACACUACCUAUACUUGUGUCGGCACCGAGUGUGCCUUUGACGGUGUUGUGCUUGCAUUGUAUUCCUCGCGGGAUCUCAUUGGUCUCUGCAUGUAGGUGCUGCCUUCUUGACACAUGCUCGAUCUGUUUGUGAUGUCGAAGAUUCAAGGAAUAAUCUGGGUUCUAAAGACUAGUUUCCUC